UCUUCGAAAGGUCGGCAGGGUCAGUGGAAGUGAUCGGCGAAUAUUUUAAUUUUUCAAUAAAAUUCUGACACUUCCCUUUUAAUACUCACGCAAAGAUGUUCUCCCGCGUUCUGAAGCCCGUCGGCACACUCGCCGUCCAAAAUGGAGCUAAGAGCUUCUCCACAUCCCCUCAGAGGAAUUUCAAAGUCGUGGUGGCGGGUGCGGCUGGUGGCAUUGGACAGCCCCUGGCCCUGCUGAUCAAACAGAACCCGCUGGUGACCCAGCUGGCUCUGUACGACCUGGCGCCGGUCACGCCUGGCGUGGCCGUGGACCUGUCCCACAUGAACACCGUGGCGAAGGUCACUGGCCACAAGGGCACUGAGGAACUGCCUGCUGCCAUCAAAGGUGCCGACCUUGUGGUGAUUCCCGCCGGCGUGCCCCGCAAGCCCGGCAUGACCCGCGACGACCUGUUCAACACCAACGCCUCCAUCGUCCGCGACCUGGCGCAGGUGGUCGCUGAGCAGUCCCCAAAGGCCAUCAUGGCUAUCAUCACCAACCCCGUCAACUCCAUGGUGCCUAUUGCCUCCGAAGUCCUCAAGAAGGCUGGCUGCUACGAUCCCAACCGCGUCCUCGGCGUCACCACCCUCGACGUGGUCCGCGCCGCCGCCUUCAUCGGCGAGAUCAAUGGCGUCGACCCGCAGUCCGUCCAGAUCCCAGUCAUCGGAGGCCACUCCGGAGUCACCAUCAUCCCCGUCCUCAGCCAGAGCAAGCCCGCUGUCAAGCUCACCGACCAGGGCAAGAUUGAAGCUCUCACUAAGAGGAUACAGGAGGCUGGCACUGAGGUGGUGAAGGCCAAGGCCGGCGGCGGCUCCGCGACGCUCUCCAUGGCGUACGCCGGCGCGCGUCUCGCCAACGCUGUUCUGCGCGGUCUAAACGGCGAGUCCAACGUGGUAGAAUGCGCGUACAUCAAGUCGGAGCUGACCGAGGCGUCCUACUUCGCCAACCCCGUCGUCUUCGGCAAGAACGGCGUCUCCAAGAACCUCGGCUACGGCUCCCUUAACGCCUACGAGCAGCAGCUGCUCAAGGAAGCCAUCCCCGAACUCAAGAAGAACAUCGUCACCGGCGAGAAGUUCGUUAACAAGUAGACGGUGAAGUUAGCUACGUGUCGUUGUGACUGGUUCAAGUUUUUGAAACUUUAGCCGUUCUAAAUACAAAAAUGUCUUUGUAAAAGACUUCUGGGUGGCUAGAGGACCGUACGAAAUGGAAACUGUGAUUUUGUAGCGGUAACAAUAUUGGGACUAGGUUAAAUUUUCUUAACCUUCAUACCUAAAUAUUAGCAAAUUUUAACUAGUCACAACGACAUUAUAAAAUAAGUAGAAGGCCAGGCGGAUCAACUUAAGUUUAAGUUAAUUAAGUGUCGACCGUUACUAAAAUAUUUAUUUAAAUUAUUACUAUCAAGUUUUUUUAAAGAAAAUUUUUUUUAAUCAUUUUUUUAUCUGGAAUUGUUAUAAGCUGAUACCAUAAUACAGUAUUGAAUCACUAUUAUCCAGUCUGGCCCAUUGGUAGCGUGGUAGCUAUAAAACCCCCGUAUAUACGAAUACAUUUAGUAUUUUCAAUAUUUUCAUCUGCAUUUCUAGCAAAUUUCGAUGCCUCCAGACCCUUAAAAUGAAUGUUUUUGUAGUGUCUAAGGGUAUUGAUAUUAAACCAAGUAUUGUGGUCGAGGUAUUACGUAGCACCGAUUGCCAAAGUUACCAUGUUUGCGUGAGGACGAGUGUUUGUAAAUAUAUUGAGUGCACGAUGUGGUAAUAAAAGUUACUACAUUUAA
Molecule: messenger RNA, 1804 nt
Organism: Leguminivora glycinivorella
Lineage: Eukaryota; Metazoa; Arthropoda; Insecta; Lepidoptera; Tortricidae
Gene: Mdh2
Product: malate dehydrogenase, mitochondrial
Exons: 6
Coding region: 96-1124 (342 amino acids)
Biological process (GO): tricarboxylic acid cycle; malate metabolic process
Cellular component (GO): mitochondrion; cytoplasm
Molecular function (GO): L-malate dehydrogenase (NAD+) activity
Source: RefSeq, a predicted model, not a curated record